AUGGGGAUUCUCCGGAACUCGGUUAUAGGGAUACCGGUUUUGGUGGUGGCGUUGUUCUUGGUACGAGUUGUAUUGUUCAAAACCGGUUUGAUUUACACGGUUAAGCAAUGGCGGAUGAAGAUCGUCGAUUGGUUUCACGUUUAUCAGUUCUACAGAGUCCCUGAGUUCAACGAUAACUUGCAGGAGAAUCAACUCUACCGUAGGGUUCACGCUUACUUGAAUUCACUCAGCUCCAUCGAGAAUUCGGAUUACACAAACCUCUUCGCUGGGAGAAAGUCAAACGAGAUCAUCCUCCGUCUCGAUCGGAACCAGGUGAUCGGAGACGAGUUUCUCGGCGCUAGAGUCUGUUGGAUCAACGGAGAAGACGAAGACGGUUCGAGGAGUUUCGUUUUGAAGAUCCGAAAAGCUGAUAAACGGAGGAUCCUCGGUUCCUAUCUCAACCAUAUACACACAGUCUCGGAGGAGCUGGAGCAGAGGAACAAGGAGCCGAAGCUGUUCAUGAACGUCGCCGGAAACGAGGAGAAGAUCGGGAGAUGGAGAUCGAUUCCGUUUACUCACCCUUGCACCUUCGAUAACAUCGCCAUGGAGGCGGAUCUGAAGGACAAAGUGAAGUCCGAUCUCGAAUCGUUUCUCAAAGGGAAACAGUUUUACAAUCGACUCGGACGAGUGUGGAAACGGAGCUACCUUCUCUACGGACCUUCCGGCACCGGAAAAUCAAGCUUCGUGGCGGCGAUGGCUAGUUUUCUAAACUACGAUGUGUACGAUAUAGAUCUAUCCAAAGUAGAAGACGACUCGGAUCUCAAGAUGAUUCUGUUACAAACCACGUGUCGAUCCGUGAUCGUCAUCGAGGAUCUAGAUCGGUUCCUCUCGGUUAAAUCAACGGCUCUGAGCGUUUCCGGUGUUUUGAAUUUCACCGACGGGAUUCUCAGCUCAUGCGCCGCGGAUGAACGGAUCAUGGUCUUCACCAUGACGUCUAAGGAGCAGAUCGACCCGGCGGUGCUCCGUCCGGGUCGGGUCGACGUUCACAUCCAUUUUCCGUUAUGCGAUUUCACGGCGUUUAAGGCGUUGGCGAGCAGCUACUUGGGGUUGAAGGAGCACAAGCUCUUCCCUCAAGUGGAAGGCAUAUUCCGAGACGGUGCGUCUCUAAGCCCCGCCGAGAUCGGAGAACUGAUGAUCGCCAACAGAAACUCGCCGAGCCGUGCGCUUAAAUCGGUGAUCAACGCGUUGCAAACGGACGGUGAUCGGAGGGGAACUCCGGCGAGUACGAGACGGUUGUUUCACGAAAGAGCGUCGUCGGAAGAUUACGAAGGAGAUACGAGUGGGCCUUUAUGCGGCGGAGGAAGUUCGCCGGCGGUGAAGGAGUUCAAGAAGUUGUACGGACUAUUGAGGUUGAAAAGCAACAGGAAAUCUCAGUCGUUCAAUCUGACUCGGGAGCUAAGGAACGGUUCGUGA
Molecule: messenger RNA, 1452 nt
Organism: Brassica napus (rape)
Lineage: Eukaryota; Viridiplantae; Streptophyta; Magnoliopsida; Brassicales; Brassicaceae
Product: probable mitochondrial chaperone bcs1
Molecular function (GO): ATP hydrolysis activity; ATP binding
Source: RefSeq, marked provisional